UAAAAUAGAUUCAACAGUGCAUCUAUCAAUCAGUGGAAAUUUCUAUGCUACUAUCACAGAAUGUCUAAGAACACAGGGACGCAUUGCGAGAACACCGAAGAGAACGUGUCUCCGCCACCGGAAAAAAGGAAUUCGACCAUGAGAAGGAGGCAGAACGGGGAGGACAAGGUCAUCAAGUUCCGCUGCGAUUUCCCCUCGACGCAGGUUAAGGUGAUGCUGGCCAGAGGAUGGAUCCAGAUAACGGAUCCCAAUGACCAGAAUUGGCAUAUCUGGUGGUGCGAAACCAACGACGUUCGUCAGGCUCUAGACUUGAAGCUUGCCUCGCAUCAAAAGAUACCUCAUUUUCGAAACCAUUACGAAUUGACACGGAAGAAUUAUCUUUACCGAAAUUUGAAACGAUACAAGAAAGCGUUGCUGAAGUCCAGCAAAAUCGACGAAGCCGAAUUGUGCGAUUGCAUGCCGUUGACUUUCGAGCUACCGAAUGAUUAUAGACUGUUCACGGAGGAAUAUCACAAGCAACCAGGCGCCACGUGGAUAGUGAAACCCGCAGGGAGAUCACAGGGUAGAGGUAUCUUUCUAUUCAGAAAGCUGAAGGACUUAUCCGACUGGCGUAGCAAGGAGUUUGGCCAGCAACAGCUGGAAACAACGCCGGUCGAGACUUUCAUCGUGCAGAAAUACGUGGAGAAUCCUUACCUCUUGGCAGGCAGAAAGUUCGACCUACGCAUUUACGCUCUGGUAACCUCGUUCCACCCGUUGAAGGCUUGGUUGGCCAGGGAAGGUUUCGCGCGUUUGUCGGGCGAGCUGUUCGACUUGGAGAACAUCGACGACAGCAGGGUACAUCUGACGAACAUGGCUAUUCAGCUGAAGAUACCAGGAAACGAGAAUAGAGAACAGAUGAAGAAGGGAUGCAAAUGGGCGUUGAUCAAAGUCAGAGAAUUCUUGACUGCCAGGCACGGGGUAGCUACCGUCGAAGUUUUGUUUCAACGAAUCGCUGGCGUGAUAAUGGCCAGCCUUCUGGCGGUGCAGACCGUGAUAAUGCAGGGGAAAAACUCGUUCGAGCUGUACGGCUACGAUAUACUGCUCGACGAGGAACUUACACCGUGGUUGCUCGAGGUGAACGCCUCGCCGGCGCUGACCGGCACGGACAGCGAGGAUUAUCGGCUCAAGUUCGAUCUGCUCGACGACACGCUGAACGUGCUCGAUUUCGAGGGCCGUUUCUGCGGCAGGGAGAGUCGUAUCGGCGGAUUCGAUCUCCUGUGGAACGACGGCCCGGUGUGGACCACUUGCCCUAAUCCGUCGAUUUGCGGCGAGGCACAUACCGACCUGAGAAAGCUAAACAUUUUCCUCGGGGCGAAAAACGAUCGAAUCGGACAACUGCGUCAACUGAAGGAAUGCCUCGACGGAAGACGAAGCAGGUCGCAUAGUUGCAACGCAACGGGUGAACGAACUAAGAAUUGUAAACGUUCUUUACAAGAUCCGGUUAUUUAACACAUGAA
Messenger RNA from Ceratina calcarata, 1496 nucleotides. Its product is annotated as putative tubulin polyglutamylase TTLL9. Gene Ontology annotation, molecular function: tubulin binding; tubulin-glutamic acid ligase activity; metal ion binding. Gene Ontology annotation, cellular component: ciliary basal body. The coding region runs from base 61 to 1488 and encodes 475 amino acids. The record is from RefSeq and is a predicted model, not a curated record. The transcript is spliced from 5 exons. Lineage: Eukaryota; Metazoa; Arthropoda; Insecta; Hymenoptera; Apidae. Gene Ontology annotation, biological process: protein polyglutamylation; microtubule cytoskeleton organization.